Molecule: messenger RNA, 732 nt
Organism: Tremella mesenterica DSM 1558
Lineage: Eukaryota; Fungi; Basidiomycota; Tremellomycetes; Tremellales; Tremellaceae
Exons: 1
Coding region: 1-732 (243 amino acids)
Source: RefSeq, a predicted model, not a curated record
AUGUCCAACCGUGAGGAAAAUUUUGUUCUCAAAGAGCUCGAAUAUGCUCGAAUACAAUUGCAAUCCGAAGGAUCAAAGUAUGUUUCUGAAUCUUCAAAUGAUGACAAACAUGAUCAAACACAGAUAGGCAAGGAUGAUGCUCAGGUGGAAGAAAUACGUACUCACCUACACGACGAAUUUUCUCGACUCAGCCAGAUGGAGUCUGGUUAUUUUGCCAUCAAUCUUCAUGAGAUAGGAUUGAUGUCUUCUCCUCAUUUUAUGAAGAACCAUGAAGAUCUCCUGAGAUACUAUAAUAGUUGGACGUCACAUCUCCAAAGGUCAGGUUCGUACCAAAUGUGGACAGAGGCUUCCAGAGGUUUGAAUAUCACAAUGCUUAAAGAUCAGAUAAGUACCUGCGCUAUAGAGUCUUGUGAGGAAGUUGAAAGUGUGCUUCAUGACUGUUAUGGAGAAUACAAAGACAAAGAGCAGGCGGAGGAUGCUUGGUUGGAUGGACGUGAUUUCUUGGUGGAUGAUCCUCAGAAUGGAGUUGAAGAAGAUACAUUCCACGAGGAGCAAUUCGAUAAUGGGGUUGAUGGACCGGUUGAUUAUGGCGAAGGAUACCGGGACCGCGGUGACGAGUUUGACAAUGACGAUGAGAAGGUCCAGGAUCCAGAGAGUAAGAGAGGGUAUCAAUAUGCUGUCACUCAGACGGAAGAGGAAGAGUACUGGAGUAUUGCCCGAGGGGAAGUAUGA